Molecule: messenger RNA, 3304 nt
Organism: Neolamprologus brichardi
Lineage: Eukaryota; Metazoa; Chordata; Actinopteri; Cichliformes; Cichlidae
Gene: zbtb39
Product: zinc finger and BTB domain containing 39
Biological process (GO): regulation of transcription by RNA polymerase II
Cellular component (GO): nucleus
Molecular function (GO): DNA-binding transcription factor activity, RNA polymerase II-specific; protein binding
Source: RefSeq, a predicted model, not a curated record
UAAAAUGUAGAAUGAGUGCCUGAGCGGUGCAGACCGAAUGAAAACAAAAAGAAAAAGGGGAUUUCUGAGCGCCUGCGGACACUUCUCAAUGGUUGGAUUGUAGUGCAUUAGGAGCUGCGGCAGGGAUGAGGAUCCGGCUGCAGUGUCCCGGCCACGCUGCCAGCCUUCUCUCCGAGCUUAACCGUUGCCGCCAAUCACGUCAGUACUGUGAUGUGUUCCUGCAAGUUGGCAACCGGACAUUCGCAGCUCACCGUGCCGUGCUGGCCUGCGCCGGGACGUACUUUCGCAACUUGUUCACCAGAACUCCCACUGCGUCCAGCGCCGCCUUCUCUUUGGAGUUUAUCUCCCCAGCUAACUUUGAGAAAGUGCUGACAUUUGUCUACACCGGGGAGAUAGUGACUGAUCUCAUAGAUGUCGGGGUCCUGUACGAGCUGGCCGAGCGGCUCGGGGUCAGCGAACUGGUGAAGGCUUGUCACGCUACCUUCCCUGACCUGCAGGCUUCUGUGUCUGCAAACUGCAAUGCCAGCAGUCCCGGUGAUGUCACCCUGGACUCCAGCAUGGUGGCCGCUCCACCCACAGUGGUUGCAGUUAGUGCAGCUUCUGUGCCGUCUGUGUGCUCCUCCGCCGCCUCCUGCUCCUCUCUGUCUUCAUCGGCUGGCCCGUCUGCUGCCCCGACUCCUGCUGCUGCUCCCUCCCCUCUUUUCCAAAUCAGGAUGGGCAGGUCAGGCCGCGAAAUUCAAGCCGGGCCUCUGUCUCUGGACCUAAAGGCAGAAGAUGUCCAGUCUCAUAUCGGCUAUGGGCAGAUGGGAGCAGAUCAUCAGUUACCAGGAGCACCGCCUUUAACCACCAGCAGCAGCAGCCUUUCCCUUCAGGCUGACGGCUUGCAGCCUGUGGGGCCUGUGCUCCAGCUGAAGACUGAGCACGGGCUGGACGAUGGGGAGGCGGGAGGCUGCUGUGAGGACGGUGACACAGAUGGUCAAAUGGUUUCUGACAGCGCGGGCGACUCUUUGUCUCGGAGCAGCAACCCUGUUACGUCUGAGUCUUGCUCCCUCCCUGACUCGUCAGCUCAGCUCGGCGCCGAAGCCUGCGCCCCGACAUCAUCCUCGGGAGAGUCUCCAGGCAGCCUUCAGGUGGCAGCGGUGGAAGGUGGCGUGGUCGACGUGCAGCAGGACAGCAGGCUGAUGUUUGGGGAAGUGGAGGAAGGAGACACUGAGGAGGAGAGGGAGGCUCUGCAAGGUAAUGGAGCAGUGGAGGGAACAGAGGAAGAGCAGUGGAGACAGUUGGCAGGAGAGAUCAUCGAGCUGAGCGACGAUGAGAACUUCAUGGAGGAGGGAGAGGAGGAGGACGAGGAUGAAGAUGACCUUGUGUGUGUGGAGAAUGGAGAUGGAGGGGAUGCGAGUAGCCAGGUGACAGGAAGCACGGUGACAUGUAAAGCUUGCACAGUGGCACUCCCAGCAGAUCCAGCUGCCAUCAGAAGACACGGUGAGACGCACCUGACGGAGCUGGGGCUCUGCAGGGUGUGCGGAGCCUCUUUUCCCGACCGUGCCGCGGGCAUCGCCCACUCCUUCACCCACGUGGGAGUGCAGCUCUUCACCUGCGACAUGUGCCACUUGCAGUUCUGCAGUCAAAAGAAACUGCUGCGGCACCACCGCCAGACAGCAUCCAGCUACGCCAUCCCACAGGGGGCGCUGACCAACAGCAGCCACAGCCAAGAGCUGCAGUGUGCUGUAUGCACCAAAUCCCUCAGCAAGGACUUCCAGACUCUCAAAGACCACCUGCUGAGCCACGUGUGCGCCCAGAGCCUGAGCUGUGGCGUGUGUCACCUCCCCCAGCUGUCCCUGUGCUCCCUACUGUGGCACGCCCUCGCCCACCUCUCCCUGCCCGUCUUCACCUGCCCGCACUGCGCCCGCUGCUUUGUAGAGCGCGCCCUGCUGGACAGACACAUGGCUGUGCACGCCGAGGAGGCGGCAGCUAAGGAGAGAGCGCAGUCGGCGCUGAGGGCUUACGGAGUCAAAGCAGAUGGAGGUGGCAGUGGAGGAGGAGCGGAGGAGCUGCAUUGCUUCCUGUGCCCGCAGACGUUUCGCUCGUCCUCUGCGUUUCAGUACCACCUCAGUCUGCACACCAGCGACUCCACGGGGAGCGGAGGAACCGCUGGCGGCCAGGGGUGGUUAGGAAAACGUAAAGCGGAUCAGUCUCUGGAGUGCCCGCCGUCUUCCUGCUCCUCCUCAUCGUCACGGGACGUCAGCGGGCUCGUUAAGAUGAGCAACUUCGGUUUGGGUUUGGGAAUGGGCAUCAGCGUGUCGGACAAGUUUUUUCAAGGGCCGAUGCACGGCGUAUCCUCUGGAGUCCUGACGAACGGAAGCUCCAGUCAGGACGGCGGUGUCGGACCUGCAGGGGUGCGUGGGAAGUGGUAUCGGUGUCGCUACUGUGGUAAACGUUUCGCCCACUCGGGGGAGUUCACCUACCACCUCCGUAUCCACACCGGGGAGAAACCCUACCAGUGUAAAGUGUGUCUGCGCUUCUUCAGGGGGCGCUCCACCAUGAUCUGCCACCUGAAGACGCACGCCGGCGCCCUGAUGUACCGCUGCACCGUCUGCGGCCUUUACUUCUCCACGCUGAAGCUGGUGUCGUCACACAUGGAGCUCCACAAGGACCACUUACCGCCGGACUUCAACAUCGAGCAGACCUUCAUGUACAAUGAUCACUCUAAAGAACCGCUGCCCACUGUGGACACCUGAUCAGCUCCUCGUUUCCUCCCUGACGCCUCCUCUGUGUCUGGUUGUCGUGGACCACAAGCUGCUGAUAGUAGACUAGAGCUUUAGCUAACUGAUGCACCAACAUCAGUUAGCACCUAUCAACAGAUAGGACAUUUACUGAUGACUCAUGCACAUCUGUCAUGUUACAUCAAUUUAAUGCCGGCUAACUGUUUAAAAUAAGUCAGAAGCGCUAGAAGUUUCCAUUCUUGUUUUUAUUAGGAGGAUUUCUUCAUCCUCCUAAUAAAAACAAGAUGCUUUGGCUGAAAUAUUAUUAUAAACACUGGUAUUAGCCCAGUGCAGUGAUUUUCUAAUGUUUUCAGUUAAUCACGUAGUCUCUAAAUUAUUGUAAAAGAUCUCAGUAUUGCUUAUUUUGUCCAGCUAACUUUCUCAAACACACAAAUGGAACCAGAACUACAUAAGAACAAAACCUAAAAACUCUAAAACUAGCCAUUACUAUGGAUUAAAGAUGGACGAUUCUCCUACUAAAGACCAUUUGCACUGGUCAGAUUCUUGACUGAGUCUGUUUUCAAAAAAAAAAAAAAAAAAAG